AUGUUUGCUUUGAAUGUGCGUCGUCCUGGGCUGCUCUAUAGUAAAGUCGUCGAAGUUGAUGAACGAGUUACCUUGGACGACUCGACAUCAUACCAACGCGGAUCCAAUGACGACAAGAUUAUAUCCAAUGGUCAUUCAUCAAGCUAUGUUGCUUCCAGUGUUGUAACUGGCAUAUCUGGCGAAAAGGUCCGCAUUCUUCAGAAACUCGACGUUCCCACCGUUGUGAAAGCUCUACAACAAACCUACGAUGAGGGCUUCCGUAGUGUGGCCAUUUGCCUUCUCUAUUCUUAUACAUUUCCCGAUCAUGAAGUAGCAAUUGCUGCGGCAGCACAGAAAAUUGGAUUUACCCAGGUUUCAGCAUUAUGCCGCAUUUCACCUGCGAUUCGGAUGCUCCCUCGUGCUAGCUCAGCUGUGACGGAUGCAUAUCUUACACCAGAAAUUCGAGAGUAUUUGCAAGCAUUUGAAUCCGGCGUUUUAAGGGAGAGUCUCAAAACUGUGAACUGGCGUAUAAUGCAAUCAGAUGGUGGUCUGGUUCAUCCAUCUCAGCUUUCUGGUCUUCACGCAUUGCUGUCUGGUCCAGCGGGAGGUGUGGUCGGCUACGCGAGAACCUGUUUUGUUCCAGAGAACCCGGUUCCCGUCAUCGGGUUCGACAUGGGUGGGACUUCAACAGAUAUAUCUCGGUACUCAGGCUCAUUUGAGCAUGUUUUCGAAACAGUCACUGCGGGUGUUCCCAUCCAAGUCCCACAGUUGGAUAUCAACACUGUGGCGGCUGGCGGAGGAAGUAUCCUUUCAUGGAGAAAGGGCAUGCUUACAGUUGGACCAGAUAGUGCAGGAUCCCACCCUGGUCCUGCUUGUUACCGAAAAGGAGGACCAUUGACGGUCAUAGAUGCUAAUCUGAUUCUGGGCCGCAUCAUCCCGAAAUUCUUUAUUGGAUCUAACCAAGACCAGCCUUUGGACUAUGACGCAAGCUACGGAAAGAUGAAGGAUCUAACUAACAGUAUCAACACUGAUAAAGGAACAAAUUUGUCCGUUGAAGAAGUCGCACAAGGAUAUAUCACCAUUGCCAAUGAAGCGAUGUGUCGUCCCAUCCGUGCCAUUACCGAAGCUCGCGGCUUUCGGACUGGUGAGCACAAUCUUGCUUGUUUCGGAGGCGCGGGUGGUCAACAUGCCUGCGAAAUUGCCAAAGAGCUAGGCAUCUCACGUGUAUUAAUUCACAAGUAUUUUGCCAUUCUUUCGGCCUAUGGAAUGGCACUCGCAGAUACUGUCCAAGAAGCUCGCGUGCCCUAUGCCCGGCAGCUGACUGAUGAAAGUCUUUUGGCCGUGCGGCCAAUACUGGAGAAUCUUCGCCAGGACACAAUAAAUUCGAUUCAAAGCAUGGAAGCAAUCUGCAACAAGAUGAUUUCCUCUUAUUUCCUGAACCUUCGUUAUGAUGGCAGUGACACGUCUUUUAUGAUCGAAAAGCCAGAGAAAAAUUGGGAUUUCAAGGACGAAUUCGUGGCGCAUCACCAACAACAUGAAAUAGCCGGUGGACUUGCAGAGUUUGAUACUCUUUCUUGGCAGAGCGAUGUGAAGCCAGUCGGCCACACACCAGUCAGCUUUCCAGACCUGGGAGUUGUUGAUGUACCACUCUAUUCUCUGACACGACUGCAUCCCGGAGAUACUUUCAAGGGACCCAGAAUUGUCAUCGAAAAGACUCAAACUGUUGUGGUCUCCCCUGGUGCUGAAGUCAAGGUGCUUUCGUCUAUGCUUGUGAUCGAUCUAGCACCCUCUAUCCACCCAGAGACCUAUGACCAUGUAGAUCCCAUUCGUUUGUCUGUUUUUGCUAAUCGAUUCAUGGGUAUUGCUGAGCAGAUGGGACGAGCCCUGCAAAAGACCAGGGUGAGCACUGAUAUCAAGGAGAGGCUUGAUUUCAGCUGUGCUAUUUUCUCAGCAGAUGGAGGUCUUGUCGCCAAUGCGCCUCAUGUCCCCGCAAUGCUGGGGAGCAUGGCCUUUGCUGUACAGUGGCAAAUACAGCACUGGAAAGAUAACAUCCAUAGAGGCGAUGUCUUCCUCACCAACUCACCUAAUGCUGGUGGCACUCACCUUCCUGAAUUGACCGUCAUUACGCCUAUUUUCGAUGAAAAGAAUGAUGAAAUACUAUUCUGGACAGCGUCAAGAGGUCACCAUGCAGAUAUUGGAGGGAUUGUCCCUGGCUCUAUGCCUGCCACCUCACGUGAGCUGUGGGAGGAAGGUGCCGCAAUUGAUGCAUUAAAAGUAGUCGAAGACGGAAUCUUUCAAGAAGAAAGAGUUGUUGAAGCAUUGCUGCACCGGCCGGCCCUAUACCCUAAUUGUGAGGGGUCUCGGUGCAUUGAGGAUAAUAUCACUAAUAUCAAAGCUCAGGCAGCCGCCAAUCACUAUGGGGUUAACUUGGUGAAUACCCUGAUCGCGGAAUAUACUCUUCAUACAGUGAUGUUGUACAUGGAUGCUGUGCAGAAAGCGUCGGAAAACGCAAUUCGAGAAACUCUUAAGAGUAUAUGUGUUGCCAAAGCGCGCCAUUUUUUCGAGGCAGAAGAUUUCAUGGAUGAUGGGUCAAUCAUCAAACUGAAGAUUAACAUUGAUCCAAACUCGGGAAGCGCAAUUUUUGAUUUUGAUGGAACAAGCCCACAGGCAUAUGGAAACUGGAAUGCACCUCCGGCCGUUACAAACUCAGCAACGAUUUACUCACUUCGCUGUCUUGUGGCAUCGGAAAUACCUUUGAAUCAAGGGUGUAUGUUUCCAAUUCAACUUAAAAUCCCUGAGCGGUCUCUUCUUUCUCCAUCGCCUGAAGCAGCCUGCGCAGCUGGAAAUGGGCUUACCUGCCAACGUAUUGUGGAUAUCAUUUUCAAAGCCCUUGAAGUUUGCGCUGCCAGUAAUGGCUGUAUGGCAAAUUUCACAUCUGGAUUGCCAACCGAGAACGGGUUUGGGUACUACGAGACUAUUGCCGGAGGGAGCGGGGCAGGGCCAGCAUGGCAAGGCGAGGACGGAGUGCAUUGUCAUAUGACGAAUACGCGAAUCACUGAUGCCGAAAUUUUAGAAAGAAGAUACCCGGUAUUACUCAGAGAGUAUAGUCUGAGACGUGGUAGCGGAGGACCGGGGAUGUAUAGGGGUGGCGAUGGUGUGGCGCGUGAGCUGGAGUUCCAGAUUGAUAUGCACGCCGGAAUCCUCUCAGAGCGCAGGGUCUUCCAGCCAUAUGGAAUGGCAGGGGGCGAAAAUGGAGCUCGAGGAUUGAAUCUUUGGAUUCAAAAGAGUGGCUUAACAGUAAAUAUUGGUGGAAAAAAUCAAUGCAAUGUGAAGGCGGGGGAUAGGAUACGAAUCAUGACGCCUGGUGGUGGUGGAUAUGGAGCAAAGGCAAUCAAUAGCCCUCCCGAGGAUGAUGCGACUAAUACGUCCACAUUUACACCUCGCGCCAACGGCUCUUAUCAUAAUAGACAGAUAAUGGCCCAGUCGAAUUAG
This is a messenger RNA of Penicillium macrosclerotiorum, 3471 nucleotides long. RefSeq lists its product as uncharacterized. Gene Ontology annotation, cellular component: cytosol. Gene Ontology annotation, biological process: glutathione metabolic process. Gene Ontology annotation, molecular function: 5-oxoprolinase (ATP-hydrolyzing) activity. The coding region runs from base 1 to 3471 and encodes 1156 amino acids. The transcript has 4 exons. Lineage: Eukaryota; Fungi; Ascomycota; Eurotiomycetes; Eurotiales; Aspergillaceae. The record is from RefSeq and is a predicted model, not a curated record.